Molecule: messenger RNA, 1245 nt
Organism: Hymenoscyphus albidus
Lineage: Eukaryota; Fungi; Ascomycota; Leotiomycetes; Helotiales; Helotiaceae
Source: the annotation of a GenBank genome assembly
AUGAGACUCGACACGAAGCACAUGCGCUACCUCACGGUGGAAGAUUGGCGUUGCCUCACCGCCGUCGAGACCGGCUCUAAGAACCACGAGGUCGUCCCUACCCCUCUAAUCGCACAAUUAUCAGGACUGCGGGGUGGAGUCCACAAGAACAUCUCUGCACUGGCAAAAGUAGGCCUCAUCGCGCGACUCAAGAACGCCAAAUAUGACGGCUACCGCCUGACCUACGGAGGUCUCGACUACCUCUCACUGAAUACCUACCGCAAGCGCAAAGAUGUCUACAGCGUGGGGAACCAAAUUGGCGUGGGGAAAGAAAGUGACAUCUUCGUCGUCGCAGACGAGCAGGGCGUGCAACGAGUCCUCAAGAUCCACAGAUUAGGUCGAAUAUCCUUUCGAACCGUCAAGGCGAACAGAGAUUAUCUCAAGAACCGGUCGUCGGGGUCCUGGAUGUACAUGUCCCGAUUAGCAGCCUUGAAAGAAUACACAUUUAUGCAAGUCCUCCGCGAGAACGGUUUCCCGGUCCCAGAACCACUGGCGCAAUCUCGACACACCAUCGUCAUGUCACUUAUCGACGCAUUCCCCAUGCGCCAGAUUUCUUCCGUCCCAGAUCCUGCGUCUUUAUACGCCGAGCUGAUAGCCAUGAUCAUGCGCCUGGCCCAAUUCGGACUCAUCCACGGCGAUUUCAACGAAUUCAACAUCCUCAUAAAAGAAGAAACCACCCCGGCCUCCGCAGACGAGAAAGAACCGGAGAAACUGACGUUGACUCCAAUCCUGAUCGAUUUCCCCCAGAUGGUAUCCAUCGACCACGCCAAUGCAGAGUACUACUUCGACCGAGACGUAAACUGCAUCAAGCGCUUCUUCCAACGUCGAUUCCACUUUACCAGCGACGAGAAGGGACCAUAUCUCUCAGAAGCUAAAAGGUUAGUAGGCAAAGACGGCUCCGUCAGACUAGACGUCGCAGUCUCCGCGUCAGGAUUCUCCAAGAAGAUGGCAAAAGAGCUGGAAGCAUACAUGAAGGAAGUCGGCGUCGACGGAGACGGAGACCCAAACGCAGCACGUGGGGACGAAGAAGAUGAUUCAGGAAACGAGGACGAGGAAGCAGAAGAGAGUGAAGAGGAUAGUGAGGCGAAACAACUGGAAGUGACGCAAGUGGAGUCUAUUCAAAAUGACGAGAAUCGGGUUAUUAUUGGCAAGGAUGUUUUCGGCAAUAAUAUAUUCGAGAAGCUGAAAAUUGAAGAUCAGACUUGA